GUCUAGAUAUGUUGAGGAGCGAACCGAUUUGUUUUCAUCAUUUAAACAUCUCCAGCAUGAAGUUUGUUCUGUGAGUGGAUUUAGUUUUUCUGGUCAUUUAAAGGCAUCCUUAUGGGGUAUGUACACCGGUUGUAAUAUCAGUGACUCCAGAUUUUCCUAAAAUCUACAAUCUGAAGCGUUAACUACCAUUUGAAAUGUAAAGUUUCUACAUGCAGCAUCUUUUCAGUGCUGAUGUAUUGCCUGGUCCUACACUCAUUAUUUUAUUGUGUGGUGGUUUCAUUAUUGAACUCCUCAUAUUGAAAAUAAGGAUCUGUCCAUUGUCUUAACAUCACUAUUUAAUACUUUGUGUUUCUAUCUAAGAUUUUGUGGCACCCGUAGCAUGGAAAAAGUCAUACUUUGGUCAGUUUAGGUUAUGGGGACCCGCUGUGAAAAACAAAUCUGAGUCAGUGUUUGUCCUUACAUCAAGUGAUUUUGUGACUCACACAAGUUGUUUGUCUCUGAUAGGCUGAAUGACAGGGUUUCUUGGUAGCGAGUGUCCACAGAGUUCUCCCUGACAGUGGAAAGGAUAAGAUUUGUAGGCUGUAAAGUCCUCUCAGAAAUAAACAAGGGAAGUCCGAAAAGGCUGGUUGAAAUUUUGCGUGAGAGCAGAGCCACCACAGCUCAUGGGAAGUUGAGUCCAAAAGAAGAGGAAUUUUAAAGUCUGUGGAAAUACAAAAUUCAGUCCACUGCCUCCACUUCCAGCGUGUCGUGAGUCAGUUGCAUCAGAAGGAAACUUGCUGACACACAGUGAACUGCAAACAGUCCACCAGGUUAAAAACCUCAACCAACUCUCCGAGAGGUGAAAUGUCCACGUGCACAAUGCCUCGUGAUGUUUUCCCAUUGCUGCUCCUGCUGCUCUUCCUAUCUGCGUUUGGGACGUCUCACGGCUGCCUGCAGGACCCUGCCUCAGCGUACAGAUUCACCGGAGCUGUCUGCCGCCUCACCUACCCUGCUGCUGUUGUGUUGAAUGAGAAAACCACUAAAGUGAUAGAGGCAGCAUUCCAACAUGCCAGAUAUCCAAGUGUUAAGGGAGAGAAGUCACUGCUCUUUAUAGGCAAAGUCGUAUAUGGCCUGGACAAUUUGGAGAUUCACAACCUAACAAUUGGUCGGAGUACGUUUGAGCUGCAUCCAGGUGAAGGCAUUGCCAUGGAGAUAAGCAACGUGUCUGCAGUCUUCAGAGGGACCAUCCAAUAUGGAUACGGCAACUGGCUUGUCAACCUUGCACAAUCAAUUGACUUAGAGAUUGAGUCACAGAUUGACCUUGGAAUCAACCCCAAACUUUACUGUGGUGAAGGGAAGGUGGCAGCCGACACAUCAGACUGUUAUCUGAACUUUCACAAGCUCCGUCUGCAUCUGCAGGGAGACAGAGAACCAAACUGGCUGAAGAAGCUCUUCACCGACUUCAUCACCUUCACUGUCAAACUGGUCAUCAAGGGACAGAUUUGUAAGGAGAUCAACAAGGUGGCAAAUAUACUGGCUGACUUCAUACAAGAAAGAGCAGAGCAGUUCCUCAGUGAUGGAGACAUCAGUGUGGAUAUCGGCGUGACUGCCGCUCCUGUAAUUACUGCUAACUACAUAGAAUCAUACCACAAGGGGCUGACCAACUACAACAACACUUCUGCUGUCAUCAGUGACUCUGUUUUCCACCCCAGCCAGCUGACUGAAAACAGGAUGCUCUACUUUUGGGUCUCAGACCAGGUCUUCAACCCCAUGCUGACUGCUGCCCACCACGAUGGCCGCUUCCAACUCAACAUCUCGGGGGCAGAGCUUACUGAACUCUUCACGACAGACCUUUCCAGUGCCAUGCCUGAAUUUAUUAGAAAGUGUUUGUUGGAAUCAGGCUCUCCAGAGUUAAGAGUGUGGAGUUCAUCCAUUCCUUUCCUAAACACCUCUACAGUGGGUACAACCGUUUGGGCGGAGGCCUCUGGGCAGCUCCACUGUGGGAAUCAAGGCACACCGACACUCUUCUUCAAAACGGGUUUGUCCAUAGAUGUUACAGCUUCCUAUGCGGACAAGAAACUCUCCCUGCAGGGUAAUCCAACAGAGAUUUCUGUUCUCCAAGCUGACCUACCCUUACAGAAUCUACCGCUUUUGGAUUUGGCACAACUGGAGUUCAUAAGAGAAGCUGUGGAGAAGAUAGGCACACCCAAGGUCCUCUCUGUUCUUGAGGUUGAGCUAACCAGGUUGUUGGACAAACAGGGAACAAACUUAUUCGACAUCUCUAACCCAGAAGUGUUUCCUCGGGAUGGUUAUGUGGUGAUCCAGAUGGAUUUUGGUUUCCCUCAUCACCUCCUGGUUGAGUUCCUCAAGAAGACACUACAGUAACUGGGAAACCCUCAAGCAUCAUGGACCAGAUUUUUAGUGACUCUUACUUAAAGUAUUUUCUUGCAUAAAAAAACGCACCCUUCACAGUGAUCUAGAUGAUGAUGGUGUGGACAAGCUUGUCACUGAUGUUCUCAUUUCCACUGGUGAAUGUGAUGAGUGCAUGAUACCAUAUUUGGAAAAUGAUAAUACAUUUGGACGUGUUUUUUUUUAAAUGUGUAAUUCUCUCUUCAUUUUCUUCAUCUUCAUUUAGUUGGUUUGGUAUAUGUGAAGAUGAGCUAAGCAGUUUUAUGUUUAUACAAUAUAUUUGUUGAAUUAUCAGAUCACCAGAAAAUUUCAUUAUUUUUUUGUUUUUAUGGAAGGUUGGAGGAGGUACAAGUUAAAAUACUUGUCUGUGCUGGUGGCUAAGGCAGGCAUUUUUUGUGUCUAAAUAUUUUAAACACUAAUUUGAAUUAUGUAAAAUGUAAACCAGUAAUCAAAUAAAGU
This is a messenger RNA of Thunnus maccoyii (southern bluefin tuna), 2847 nucleotides long. Its product is annotated as cholesteryl ester transfer protein, plasma. Gene Ontology annotation, molecular function: triglyceride binding; cholesterol transfer activity; phosphatidylcholine binding. The record is from RefSeq and is a predicted model, not a curated record. Gene Ontology annotation, cellular component: high-density lipoprotein particle. The transcript is spliced from 17 exons. Bases 844 to 2364 code for a protein of 506 amino acids. Gene Ontology annotation, biological process: phospholipid homeostasis; cholesterol metabolic process; phosphatidylcholine metabolic process. NCBI's taxonomy places the organism in Eukaryota, Metazoa, Chordata, Actinopteri, Scombriformes, Scombridae.